UGAAAAGAAUGGCCGACUUAGGACGAACCCUGUGACAAACCUUGCGAAACUUUCCUCCUCGCAGUUUCUAUGUGUUAGCUCGAUGCACCCUGGAAACUGAAAUGUGACAUAGCACUGCAUAUGAUUAUAACAAAGAAGGCCAAUAGAACGAGAGAGAAGAGUUCGUGCAUUUAAAGAUGGCAGCGGCAGCUGCAGGCGCGGCUGGGGCCGUGUCCGUGAUGCCUGCCCCAACGAAAAAUUUCGAUGAUGGCAGAGAAUCAAAAGGAACCAAGUACAGACCACCCCCCAUUGAUGUGUCAGCUGCAGGGCCUAGCCAUGGGCAGUCUAAGACCCCCACCCCCACCAACAUGCUCACUCCACGGACAGAGAGAGAAAAGAAGAUUGGUCACAGGAGGGUGGAUGAAGCUGGACAAGUCACAUACAAGAAGAAACCCACGUCAGAGCUUAUGGCUGCCAUUCAGCUGGGCAUUGGUCAGAGCAUAGGUGGACUUUCUUCCAAACCAGAACGUGAUGUUCUCAUGCAGGAUUUCCAAGUAGUGGAAAGUGUUUUCUUUCCAGGGGAAGGAAGCAAUCUCACUCCUGCUCAUCAUUAUAGUGAUUUUCGCUUCAAGACAUAUGCACCAGUGGCUUUCCGGUAUUUCAGAGAAUUGUUUGGUAUUCAGCCAGAUGAUUUCUUGCUGUCUUUGUGCAAUGAGCCUCUCCAAGAGCUUUCUAACCCUGGUGCCAGUGGCAGUAUUUUUUAUAUCACCAAUGAUGAUGAAUUUAUCAUCAAAACAGUACAACAUAAAGAGGCAGAAUUUUUACAGAAAUUGUUACCUGGUUACUACAUGAAUUUAAACCAAAAUCUUAGAACCCUGUUGCCAAAGUUUUAUGGAUUAUACAAUUACCAGUGUGGAGGCAAAAAUAUUCGAUUUGUUGUGAUGAACAAUUUAAUUCCUUCUUCAAUUCCAAUGCAUGAGAAAUAUGACUUGAAAGGAAGCACAUAUAAAAGGAAAGCCUCAAAACGAGAGAGGCAAAAAUUACGGCCUACAUUAAAGGACUUGGACUUUAUGGAUAUUAACGCUGAGGGAAUCAUACUGGAAGCUGACACCUACGCAGCAUUAAUCAAAACUAUACAGAGGGACUGCAGGGUGUUAGAAAGUUUUAAGAUCAUGGACUACAGUUUACUGCUGGGAAUUCACAACUUAGACCAGGCACAGAGGACCAGAGAGAUGGAGGAGGAACAGAAAAGGAUCAACAGGGCUGCACCAACUCCUGAAAUGAACAGACAGACCUCUAACACGUCUGAAGGUGAAUCAGGAGCUAGAGGUGGGCUUAACCGUGGCAAAUCUAUGAAGCAGAAGCUUGCCCAGUAUUCCACAGCUUUAGAAUCUAUUCAGGCAGAAUCAGAACCAGUGGAAGUGGAGAAUGAAGAUAUACCUCCUGGCGGAAUACCUGCCCGCAACUCGAAGGGAGAGCGCCUGCUCCUGUACAUUGGUAUUAUAGAUAUACUCCAGAGUUAUAGGCUGAAGAAAAAAUUAGAGCACACCAUGAAGGCUAUAGUUCAUGAUGGGGACACAAUAUCUGUGACCAGACCUAGUUUCUAUAGCCAACGGUUCCAAAAUUUCUUCUCUCAAGAAGUAUUCAAGAAGGUUCCUUCAUCUUUGAAACAGACACCGUCAAAGAAGCGUCCAUAUUCCCGACAGAGGUCUUCUACUACAGAAGGUGAAACUAAACUGCCACUAUCUGUGCCUGGUCGACUGAGAACUCAAACAUCAUUGGAUGAGAGAGGUGCCCUACCCAGAGCAGUGUCCCGGCCACGCCCAGAUCUCCUCCCGACUAUGUCGACCCCACCCCCGCCUUUCUCUGAGGCCAUAGCAACAAGGCAGGGCUUUGCAAUACAGGCUGACAACAGUGACAAUGAGGAGGAUGUGUUUGUAGAUGAUCAUGGACAUGCCAGCACUUCCAGUCAGCAGGGUGCCAGUAUUCCUAUGUCAAGUACAGCAUUCCAAGGUACACCCAAUUCCUACUCUUCUACUACUGCUAUACCAGCAGGGGAGCAUGCGGGGAGUGAUGUGUCCCUAGAUGCCCUAGCACGUGUACGGGGCUCGCCCGCGCUUAGUGUAUCAGUAUCAACACCCACACGUACUGAAUUUACAGAGGGCACGCCCUCCUUCACGGCCUCUAGUCCAAGUUGUUCCAGCGAUAUUUUCUUAGAAGGAAAUGAGCCAUCCCAGGCUGUGUCCAUUGAGGACAUCCACAUCAGCACCCCCUAUGAUGGUGUUCAGGUAGACGAUGAUGGUCUACCAACCCCCGGUACCUCAGGAACCACGUCUGGUGGUGCUAAUGUGGUGAUGGAACUGGCAACGGCUGUGGCGUCAACAGCAGUGGUGACCACUACAACUGAGCCUACGGAUGAGGCCAAGACAACAGAAGAGACCAAGUCAGCUGACUUCACUACUCACACAGGGAAGACGACAGAUUUAUCUCAACUCAGUUCGUCAGCUGCGGGAGAUGCAGACCAGACAAAUGAUGGCAAUGUGAUUGUGAACUCGGUCCACCAUCAAACUACCCUUCCUGCUUCAACUGUGACUUCCGUCCUUGCUCCCCUGCGUAAUAGUAUCAGUAGAAGUAGCACUAACACUGCAACCAUGCCUUCUUUACCUGCUGUGACCUUCAACAAUACUUAUCAUUCCCUGCUUGGAAAACAUCCACAGCAAAAUGGACCACUCAGCACUGUGAAACCUGGUGCUGGAGAUGUAGAAACCGCUAGACAUGAGGACUUGCCAAGGUCUUCCAUGCCGGGAGGCUUUGGGAGCCACACUGUCAGACGCUCUAUGGCUCUCCCUGGAAAUGAUCGGCUUUAUAGACCAGUCAUUUUACAGAAUUUCUCCACCAGGCUCUAAGUUCUUCUGUUAUCAUUUAUACUAACUUGUCACUUGUAUACGUAAGUGUUGUAACAUAUUACUAAACUUAUGUGUUUUUUUCUGCAUUUCUUGUUUUAUGAUCUGUGGUGCUUAGAUAAAGUGCAUGCAAGACUAUAAUUAUGCUCAAAUAAUUCAGAAUUGUGUUUUGAAUUAAGAAUACUCUAUUUUGUUGUCAAUGAAGGUCUCAUUUUUGGUUACCUGCUUGAUAUCAACAUGUAGAAUGACUUGUUAAAUGUAUAAUCAUUCAGCGCAGGACUCUGCAUAAGAUGGUUGUCUCCAUCAACAAAUUUUUAAGAAUGACUCCAAAUGUAUGGAAACCAAUUGCUUUUGAUGCUAUCAGAAUCUGAAAAAUACUCACGUAAAAAAUGAGAAGUAGAUUAUGAAGUUAAAGCAGAGUCCUGCAUUGCUUUAAAACCCGCUGGUUAUCUACUAGUCUUUUCAAGUUCCUUAGCCUCAAUAAGGCUAUCUGAUUUAUUUAUAUAACCAAUAUUUUCAAGUUAUCUUCAUGUGUGACUCUUCUGUAAUUUAACACCAAUACCUACAUGUUUCAAGACACCCCAUGCUUAACAACACCAGACCCUCAAAGAGGUAGACUUGUUUUGUUUGAUGACACAUAAUAUUAUGGUUUUGAAUUCUCUAAACAGUAACACUGUAUAGAUAACCUGCAUGUAGUGUAUGAAGUUAAAGUUAAAUAUAUAUUUUCUCAAUAUUUAUGCAUGUGCAUGUGCUAUUCUCACAAUUAUUCACUGUUAACUUAAAUAAAGAAGAAUGGUGUUAAAAUUAAUAUUUGUAAAAAAAAAAAAAUGAAUGCCAAUUUUAUUCUGAUUCAGAUUGUACUGUUAUUGUGGUAUUUCAUACCAAGAAAAAAAUGUAUGUUCAAAGAAUUAAAGGACUUCUUUACAAUAUUGUUGCACAGAAUACAAACUUUUUCACCAACAUUUUCUUUUGUUAGUUUUAUUUCUGAAGCUUGCUUCUUUUGAUUAUUAUUUUCUAGGGAGAGAAGGUGUAGAGUACUUAGACUUAUCUGUAGAAGAUGGUGCCGCAGCAGAUUCCAGAAGGGCACUGGAACCCAACAGAAAACGUUUUCAGUCUGUGGGAGACAUCACCCAGUCGUCACUACAAGAAUUCCAUGGAAGUUGUCACAGAUUUGGAACUACUAGACACAAACAUGCAAAGUACUGACAUGUGUAGGGAAUAAUUUCUUGUUGAAAUCCUUAGAAAGAGAUGCUGAUUGUUACUCUAGACUUUUCUCAGUAACGUAUACUGGGUGAGGAUCUGUACUUCUUACAGAAGGCUAUAUAAAAGAUAAUACAGAAAGGUAUUUUGAUAUAUUUGGAACAAAUAGAAAUCAUUCUGUGUAUAUAAUAUAAGGAAGAGAAGAAAUUAAGAGUAACCAGACAUCUGCAUGCAAUGGUAUACCCGAGAAUUUCCUCAGAAAAAAGAUGGGGGAUGUUUUUUGCAUGUAGGACAUAUCUAAUGUGGCUAUGAUUCUUUCAAGCUGAAGCAUGUUCAGUUAAGAUAUUGUCUCUGUUUACAAGUCUAGCAUGUUAACAGAAAUUAUACUCUUUUGAGCACAGUUCCAGUCACUAGUGCCAGUGGACUUUUCCAAAGUGUACGCACAAAUUUUGUCUGUCACAAAAUUAGUACACCGAAGACCUAUUUUAGGUGAAAGCCAUUUGAGUUUCUAACAUUCAUGUCUGAAUAUGCAAAUGAAUUAUGUGAAAAAACUACACACGGUGCAUAAGGAAUACACCUGUAGGUACCUUUGUAAUGUCUUAUUGUACCUCACAAACAUGCUUGCACAUGUGUUUUGGUGAGGUGGUCAAAUAGUGAUGUAUCCUGUAUAUUUUCUGUGUGGCAUGUGUCUGUGUGUUACUGAAUCCAUAGAUGUGACUGAAUAGGCCACUCUUUCAUGAGGAGAUUGGUUUUCAUCACUGGAGCCAUAUGGAGAUCUAGUCUUGCACUUUUUGGAGGUCAGGAAUCCAUGUUGUAUACAGAACACAGAGAAAGCAUUUUGAUUUUGCAGGAUUAUGGUGAGGAACACGAAAAAUGGUGGCAACAGUUCACAUUGGGAGAAAUUUCACGUAGAAAGAUCGUCAAAUUUAUGCACCAGUCUGUGUGGGACUGACUGCAGACUUUAGAUUGUCUCUGUGAAGCCUUGGACCUGACAAGAGCAUUGUGAUCAAACUAAAUGUUUCAUUUCAGAAUUCACUGUCAGUCCCUGUGCAACUUCUAACGUGCAUGCAUUUCUUGCAAAAGGAUAAGGAAGGCAGUGUUUUAGCAAUUUGCUAUUUGUGUUAAGCAGGCGAUGCUUGGAUAGUGAUUUGUAACAGCGUAUUUAGUUAAUAUGUUCUUAAUUUGUCCCUGUAUUUAUAGCUGUAACUCUCAGAUUACCUUGAUACUCGAGAUUCAUUUAUGAAUAAAUACUUCAUCUCCAAAAGAAGGUGGGGUCUUUCUCCAUUCAAAAACAUUUUGUAGUGCCUAUGUAGAUUUUUUUGUGUAAUAAACCUAGUCUGUGAUUUAGAUAUUGCGUAGCUUUAGAUUUAACAAGUAGAUUGGACACCUUCAUUUUAUUUUUGGAAGGAAAUUAGUUAAGAAUUGUCUUCAGAGAAAGUGCUGAGGUGCACAUGAUAUCUUUCCUUCAAUUUCAUGAUUUUUUUCCUCAUUCUCAAGCAUUUAAUUGGUCUUUUUGUGUUAUGUCAAUUUUUUAAUAGCUUUAGGUAUUAGAUUGAGCUUGAAUAAAGACAAAAGCACAAAUUAAAAGAAAUGAUUAUUGAUUUAGUAAAAAAAAAAAAGUCAAUUACAUGUAUACUGAUAAUGCCAAUAUGUCAGUUGAAACCAAGAGUUAAGAAGUUGACAAUAUUAUUCUAUAUGUAUUAUAUUAACAUUAGUAACUCUUUUUUUAUCCAGUAUUACAAUGAUAAACGGUGAAGUUUUGGAUAACAAAACCAACACGCUUCUUGAGCCAAAGAACAAAUACCUAUUAUAGUUGAAAAUCCAGGACAAGAAUUUAGAAAAGUUGGUAGCGUUUUAGGUGGUGCUAUUUGACAUGUGCUAACGGACAGAUUGCAAACUUGCUAUCAACCUUGGUGAUAAUAAUGAAUGAUAAAUGAAUGUCCAGGUCAUUUGGGUUUAUAUCAGUCAAAUAUAUAUAUAUAUUCAGAUGUUGUAAUUGUGCUCUGUGUUGAAUUUGUCUUAAUGUGUGUUAAUAGUUAUACAGCGCACUUGUUACGUACAUUUUGAAAAUUGUCCUUGUGUGGAACAUAAUUCAUACCACGUGUUAAGUCAUUAGGAGAUAUUUCGUUUGACUGUACAUAUUUAUAACAGGGAUAAGGGAUACGUUUAAUAUAAUGUAAAUUAUUUCUUAGCUAACUUAUUAUUAUCAUUAUUACUUGAGGACUACAGCUUCUGUAUAUAGCUGCAGUAAUUGUUGUAUUGUGCCUUGAAAACUGGGCUGAUCUGUAUACUCUGUACAAAAGUGUUGGAAUUGCAUAUUAAAAUAUGAUUUGA
This is a messenger RNA of Lingula anatina, 6416 nucleotides long. Its product is annotated as phosphatidylinositol 4-phosphate 5-kinase type-1 alpha. The record is from RefSeq and is a predicted model, not a curated record. Gene Ontology annotation, molecular function: 1-phosphatidylinositol-4-phosphate 5-kinase activity. Gene Ontology annotation, biological process: phosphatidylinositol phosphate biosynthetic process. Gene Ontology annotation, cellular component: plasma membrane. Lineage: Eukaryota; Metazoa; Brachiopoda; Lingulata; Lingulida; Lingulidae.